This is a messenger RNA of Peronospora belbahrii, 756 nucleotides long. The record is from the annotation of a GenBank genome assembly. Lineage: Eukaryota; Oomycota; Peronosporomycetes; Peronosporales; Peronosporaceae.
AUGUCACCUCGCAGUGCAGUGCGUCUUGUGAAGACGUUUUCAGCUUCCGUUCGCUCGCUUUAUACGAUCUCAUACAACACUAAUCGACCUGAUAGCUCAAUGGCGUUGCAACGGCUUGCAUUUGGCUUCAAUAGCCGUCGUAGCUCUGUAUUUCAUGCGUCACAUGCUGUUCAUCAUUUCAGUCAGUCGUCUCGAUAUGAUGGAGAUACACAAAAACCGCUGGGGGAGAAGAUAGAUGCAAUAGAUAAGCUGCAAGAUUCAGCAUUGAUUGGAGACCAGGUAUAUUGGGCACCCAUGUCACGUGCUGUGCGUCUCAUGAAGGCUGUAUCCGUCACGAGCUGUGUUCUUACGUCUAUUGGCAUGCCCGUGCUCUGCAUAAUAAGUGAGCAGGACACAUCCACGAUUGGAAAGUGGGCCAUGUGUGGAACUAUUAUGCUGUUUGGUUUGAGCACUACCUCGUUGUUUCACUACCUAUUUAAGCCCUAUGUGAUAAGCAUGUGGUUGACAAGUGCAUUAUUAACUAAUGGCACGGGAAGGGACGCUACAAAUGACCCGAUGGUGACGGUCGAGACGGUGACUUUGUUCGCUCAACUGACGCAGAGUUCGUUUCGUCUCUCCGAGAUUUCUCCACCCACCCAAGGGAUGCAUCCAAUGGUGUCGUUCCAAGCACGCGGUCGUCACUACUUCAUACACCCUGAGGCAAUCGAAGACCAAAACUUGCUGAACAGGCUUGUUGGAGCGCGCAUGCGAAAAUAG